GCAAAAACAUUAAAUACACUUUAUAUAUUUUUAAACUAAACACAAAAUGUACAAAUGCAUUUUACCGUUAUGCACAAGAAUACAGCGUCAACAAUUGUUGAGCCAGCGACAUGUGGUGAUUGUAAAUCCAGCGAAACUGCCAAAGGAUAAAAACAAAGAUGGCGGCGAUAAGAAGCAAGAGCAAGCACAACCCGCCGCUGGGAAGAGCAAAGCUGUGCCCAUGACUAUACCGCAGCCUUUGCUAGUGCCGGAGCUGCCAGUGAAGCCAGCUGAGGUGCCGCCAGCUGUAACUAAGCCGCUGGCGCUAGCACCACCUGGGCAGGUUAUAAAGAAAAAAUCGCCAGUAACCAAACGCGCACCCAACGAACCGCCUGCGGGCAUGUUGAGCAGCAAUAAGACCGAGUGUGGUCCACUGGCGGAUGCGGAUCGCAUAUUUCAGAAUCUGUAUGGCCGGCACGAUUGGAGACUCAAGGGCGCCAUGCGACGUGGCGAUUGGUAUCGCACUGCGGAUUUGCUGGGCAUGGGCGCGGAGUGGAUAACGGAUGAGGUGAAGCGCAGUGGGCUGCGUGGACGUGGCGGCGGCGGCUUCUAUGUGGGCAACAAAUGGGACUUUUUGCGCAAACUGGAAAAGCAGGACAAGGUGUUGAUUGUUAAUUGCGCUGAGGGUGAGCCAGGCACAUGCAAAGAUCGUGAGAUUAUGCGCCAUGAGCCGCACAAAAUGAUCGAGGGCUGCUUGAUGGCGGGCAUGGCCAUGGGCUGUAGUCGCUGCAUUGUCUAUUGUCGCAAUAGAUUCUACAAUGAAGUUUGCAAUCUGCAGUUUGCCAUGGUCGAGGCUUAUCGCUAUGGCCUGCUGGGCAGCAAUUGCUGCGAUUCGGGCUAUAAAUUUGACAUGUGGGUGCAGCGUGGCGAUCGCUACUUAACUGGCGAGGAAACUGCGCUGGUGAAUUGUUUAAUGGGCAAAAUGGCGCGUCCACGCAAGCGUCCGCCUUAUUUGGUGGAGAAGGGAUACUUUGAUCAUCCUUGCUGCGUGGUAAAUGUGGAAUCGCUGGCUGUGGUGCCCUCUAUACUUAGAAGAGGCGCUGCUUGGUUUGCUGGACUGGGACGUGCCAAGAAUUCGGGCACCAAACUGUUCAACAUAAGCGGCCAUGUGGUGAAUCCUUGCACUGUGGAGGAGGAAAUGUCCAUACCUAUGCGUGAUAUGAUACAAAUACAUGCGGGUGGCGUUUGCGGUGGUUGGGAUAAUCUUGCAGCGGUGUUUCCUGGUGGGCUAUCCACGCCGCUCAUAGGCAAAGCGGAUGCCAAUGAAGUGCUUAUGGAUUUUGAUUGCUUGGACUCUGUGGACAGCAGCUUGGGCACUGGCGGGCUCAUAGUUAUAAGCAAGGACUGCGAUGCUUUAGCUGUGAUGCAGCGCUCCAUUGAGUUCUACAAGGAUCAGACAUGCAAACAAUGCACGCCCUGCCGCGAUGGCGCCAUUUGGUUGCCACAAAUAUUCAAAGCCUUUGCCAAGGGCGAGGCUCAUCCGCAUAUGAUUGAUUUCCUGGAGAUUAUACGCAAGAAAAUGGAUCACACCACAAUCUGUGCGUUGUCCGAUAGUCAAGCGAAUGUGGUGCGCGGUUUGCUCGAGCAGUUUGCACCGCUGAUUGAGCAGCGCAUUUUAAAGUACGCCAAGAACUGUUAAACAAUCUCGUUCUGUCUGUGUGUGCUGUGUGCUCAAUAAAUUGCUUUUCAAUUGCUUAUUGA
Messenger RNA from Drosophila busckii, 1740 nucleotides. It is a transcript of the gene ND-51L2, whose product is annotated as NADH dehydrogenase [ubiquinone] flavoprotein 1, mitochondrial. NCBI's taxonomy places the organism in Eukaryota, Metazoa, Arthropoda, Insecta, Diptera, Drosophilidae. Bases 47 to 1678 code for a protein of 543 amino acids. The record is from RefSeq and is a predicted model, not a curated record. The transcript has a single exon. Gene Ontology annotation, molecular function: 4 iron, 4 sulfur cluster binding. Gene Ontology annotation, biological process: mitochondrial electron transport, NADH to ubiquinone.